Molecule: messenger RNA, 2054 nt
Organism: Pezoporus occidentalis (night parrot)
Lineage: Eukaryota; Metazoa; Chordata; Aves; Psittaciformes; Psittacidae
Gene: DDX18
Product: DEAD-box helicase 18
Exons: 14
Coding region: 93-2015 (640 amino acids)
Biological process (GO): maturation of LSU-rRNA from tricistronic rRNA transcript (SSU-rRNA, 5.8S rRNA, LSU-rRNA)
Cellular component (GO): nucleolus
Molecular function (GO): ATP binding; nucleic acid binding; RNA helicase activity
Source: RefSeq, a predicted model, not a curated record
CAUGCCGCGCGGGCGGCGGGGUGUUCCGGCCGAGCCCGGACGCGGCGUGCCGCUGUCCCACGUGGGAAGAGAUCGUGAAGCGGGGCGGCGGGAUGUUGGCUCCCGUCGUCGCCAGCAGCUUGCCCAUGCGGCUCCUCCGCAGGAAGAUCCACAAGCGUAACCUGAAGUUGCGGCAGCGCAACCUCAAGCUGCGGGAGGCCGAGGGGGCAGGCGAGGCGGCAUCGCAGGGCCCUCCGGAGGAGGAGGAGGUGGAGGAAGCGGCGGCGGCCCCUGAGGCGGACGCGGCGGCGGCAGACGGGGAGGGCGCGGAUGGAGCCGGCCCCCGCGACGGGCAGGAGAAGAGGAGGAAGAAGAAAAAGAGGAAAGCAGCAGCGGCUGCUGUGGAGGAAGGUACAAAAAUUAAAAAAGCAAAAACUGAAGAAGAUGAAUCUGCCAACGUAGAAGAAGAGCAGGAUUCUGGAGAGAAGAAAGAGGAGGAGGAGGACGAAGUGCCUAGUUUACCACUAGGUGUAACAGGUGCUUUUGAAGACAAUUCUUUUACUUCCCUGGCUAGCGUUGUCAGCGAAAAUACACUGAAAGGCAUAAAUGACAUGGGUUUUACACACAUGACUGAAAUUCAGCAUAAAAGUAUUAAGCCACUUCUGGAAGGCAGGGAUAUUUUAGCAGCUGCAAAAACAGGCAGUGGCAAAACACUUGCAUUUCUUAUUCCUGCAGUAGAGCUCAUCUAUAAGCUGAAAUUCAUGCCUAGAAAUGGAACGGGUGUUAUUAUUCUCUCUCCUACUCGAGAGCUUGCUAUGCAAACCUACGGAGUUCUUAAAGAACUGAUGAAUCAUCACGUUCACACAUAUGGUCUGAUAAUGGGGGGCAGUAACAGAUCAGCAGAAGCACAGAAACUUGGAAAUGGGAUCAACAUCAUUGUAGCAACACCAGGAAGACUGCUGGAUCAUAUGCAGAACACUCCAGGUUUCAUGUAUAAGAACUUGCAGUGUUUGGUAAUUGACGAGGCAGAUCGUAUCUUGGAAGUUGGAUUUGAAGAAGAAAUGAAACAGAUCAUAAAACUUCUACCAAAGCGCAGGCAGACGAUGCUUUUUUCUGCUACGCAAACCAGAAAGGUUGAAGACCUGGCAAAGAUCUCUCUGAAGAAAGAGCCACUCUAUGUUGGGGUUGAUGAUAAUAAGGAGACAGCAACAGUAGAUGGUCUUGAACAGGGAUAUGUAGUGUGUCCAUCUGAGAAAAGAUUCCUUCUGCUCUUCACAUUCCUUAAGAAGAACCGGAAGAAGAAACUAAUGGUAUUUUUUUCAUCAUGUAUGUCAGUAAAGUACCACUAUGAAUUACUCAACUAUAUUGAUUUGCCUGUUUUGGCCAUUCAUGGCAAGCAGAAACAAACCAAACGUACUACAACAUUUUUCCAGUUCUGUAAUGCAGAAUCUGGAAUACUGUUGUGCACUGAUGUAGCUGCCAGAGGAUUGGAUAUUCCUGAAGUUGACUGGAUUGUCCAGUAUGACCCACCAGAUGAUCCAAAAGAAUAUAUUCAUCGUGUUGGUAGAACUGCCAGAGGUAUAAAUGGCAGAGGGCAUGCUCUGCUCAUUUUACGACCAGAAGAACUGGGCUUUCUUCGUUACUUAAAACAAGCAAGGGUACCAUUAAGUGAAUUUGAAUUUUCAUGGUCAAAAAUUUCAGACAUCCAGUCUCAGCUGGAAAAACUGAUUGAGAAGAAUUACUUCCUUCACAAGUCAGCCCAGGAAGCAUACAAAGCUUACAUUAGAGCUUAUGACUCCCAUUCUUUGAAGCAGAUCUAUAAUGUCAAUAACUUGGAUCUUCCCAAAGUCAGCCUUUCAUUUGGUUUUAAAGUUCCUCCAUUUGUUGACCUCAAUGUGAACAGCAACCAUGGCAGAAGACUACAGAAAAGAGGUGGAGGUGGGGGAUUUGGUUACCAGAAAGCAAAAAGCGUCCACAAAGCUAAAAUUUUCAAACACAUUAACAAGAAAUCAGACCGUCGGCAGUUUUCUCGUUAAUCAUACAUUCAUUAAAAUGGCUUGUGGCAGUCAUACAGA